AAUGGAAAUUUCACUGCUGGGUUCUAUGGCGUCGGUGAGAAUGCCUAUGCCUUCGCUAUCUGGUUCACUGAAGAACCAGCUCGUCGCCAAAAUCUGACUGUCAUUUGGAUGGCGAAUCGUGACGUGUUGAUGAACGGAAAAGGCUCAAUACUUACCCUGCGUAGCAGUGGAAAUCUAGUGCUGAAUGAUGCACUUACCCUGCGUAGCAGUGGAAAUCUAGUGCUGAAUGAUGCAGAUCAUGUCGAUGUUUGGGCCACGAACACGACGUCGUCGAGGUCUCCACAGUUGAUUCUUAAAGAUAAUGGCAAUCUUGUUCUUCUUGAACACCCUAAUCAUGUUCUGUGGCAAAGUUUUGAUUUUCCGACGGACACGCUCGUUCCCGAGCAGAGGCUUACCAGACGCUCUAGCCUUGCCUCCUCCAAAAGUCAGACUAACUCCUCUUCUGGUUUCUAUAACUUACAUUUUGACGAUUAUAAUAUUCUUCGUCUUGUCUACGAUGGUCCCAAUCUAUCGACUAUUUAUUGGCCAUCUCCUUGGAAAAACCCAUGGCAAGCUGGUGGAUCUCCUUACAACGAAAGUCGCAUUGCGUUUCUCGAUACGCAUGGUGCUUUCAUUUCAACUGAUAACUUUACUUGCAGGACAUCAGACUAUGGUCCUGUACUUCAGAGACGAUUAACCAUUGAUAGUGAUGGUAAUAUCAGGAUCUACAGUCGAAGAAACUGGACAGAGCAAUGGUAUGUUUCAUGGCAAGCUUUUUCUGCAGGUUGCAAGGUUCAUGGCAUUUGUGGAGAAAAUAGUGUCUGCAACUAUGAACCAUAUUUUGGUCGAACAUGCUUAUGUCUUCCUGGUUACAAGUUCAAGAAUGAAAGCGACGAGUCACUUGGGUGCGAACCAGAGUUCAAUUUGUCUUGCAACCCAGAAGAUCCUCGCUUUGUGUAUAUGCCUAAUGGCGAUUUCUAUGGGCACGACCAAGGGGAUUACCGUAACAUCACGUUUAAGGAAUGUAAGAAUCAAUGUUUGAAGUCUUGUGGCUGCAAAGGUUUCCAAUAUACACAUGAUCGUGAUUGUUACCCAAAGUUCCUUUUGGUCAAUGGCAAUCUUUCCCCUGCUUUCAAGGGAGGAAAGCACAUACUGUUGUUGGUGUAUGAGUACAUGGAAAAUGGUUCUUUAGCGGAAAACCUCAAAUCCAACAAGUUACUUGAUUGGAGAAAGAGGUAUGAAAUCGCUCUCGGAACAGCAAGAGGACUGGCAUAUCUUCAUGAAGAGUGCUCGGAGUGGGUUCUGCAUUGCGAUAUAAAACCUCAAAACAUACUUCUCGAUUCAGAUUAUAGGCCCAAGGUUGCAGAUCUUGGACUUUCAAAGCUUCAAAACAGAAAUGACAUCAACAAUCUAAGCUUCUCAAGGAUCAGAGGAAAAAGAGAAUAUAUGGCACCAGAGUGGGUUUUCAACUUGCCAAUAACUUCCAAGGUUGAUGUUUAUAGCUAUGGAAUCGUGUUGUUGGAGAUGAUAACAGGAAAAAGCUUGAUGGUUGAUGGACCGGAUCACUCACUUGAUGGGAGGCUAGUGACAUGGGUGAGAGAGAAGAAGAAGAACGAAAGACAAGAAAACAAGACAUCAUCAUCAUCAUGGGUGGAACAAAUCAUUGAUCCGACAGUUGAAGGAAGUUAUGAGAUGAAGUCAAUGGAGAUUCUAGUGACAAUGGCAUUAGAUUGUGUUGUGGAAGACGCAGAUGCAAGACCUACAAUGAGCCAUGUUGUGAAGAUGAUUCAAGGCGUAUCAGUUUGA
Messenger RNA from Prosopis cineraria, 1785 nucleotides. Its product is annotated as putative receptor protein kinase ZmPK1. Gene Ontology annotation, molecular function: protein kinase activity; ATP binding. The transcript is spliced from 2 exons. Bases 109 to 1785 code for a protein of 558 amino acids. NCBI's taxonomy places the organism in Eukaryota, Viridiplantae, Streptophyta, Magnoliopsida, Fabales, Fabaceae. Gene Ontology annotation, biological process: protein phosphorylation; recognition of pollen. The record is from RefSeq and is a predicted model, not a curated record.